CUUGCUUGCAAGGACUGGACUGGGUUGUUCUCUAUAAGAGCAUCAUUAUCACCCCACCCACAACACACACAACACAACCCUCUCUAAAGAUACCAAAGAAGAAAAAUACAACAAAAUGCCCAACCGUCUUGGCAUAGCCUCCAUGUCCCUGGGCCGUCCAGGCAUCCACUCCCUCCCCUGGAAACUUCACGAAGCCGCCCGCCACGGCUACAGCGGGAUCGAGCUCUUCUUUGACGACCUGGACCACUACGCAAACACCCACUUCAACGGCAGCCAUGUCGCGGCCGCUCACGCCGUGCACGCUCUCUGCACGACCCUCAACCUCACCAUCAUCUGCCUGCAACCCUUCUCCUUCUUCGAGGGUCUCGUCGACCGCAAGCAAACCGAGUACCUGUUGACUGUGAAGCUGCCCACAUGGUUCCAACUCGCCCGCAUCCUCGACACCGACAUGAUCCAGGUGCCCUCGAACUUUGCGCCCGCCCAGCAAACCACGGGUGACCGGGACGUGAUCGUUGGCGACCUCCAGCGCCUCGCAGAUAUUGGUUUGGCACAGUCCCCGCCGUUCCGCUUCGUAUACGAGGCACUGGCCUGGGGCACGCGGGUUAACCUGUGGGACGAGGCGUACGAGAUUGUCGAGGCGGUGGACCGUCCUAACUUCGGUAUCUGUCUUGAUACGUUUAACCUUGCGGGCAGGGUAUACGCACACCCAGGCCGGAAGGACGGAAAGACAGUCAACGCGGAAGCAGAUCUAGCUGCGUCGUUGAAGAAGUUGCGCGAGACGGUGGAUGUCAAGAAGGUGUUUUACGUGCAGGUAGUUGAUGGAGAGAGGCUGGAUAGGCCGUUGGAUGAGACGCAUCCGUUCCAUGUGGAGGGGCAGCCGGUGCGGAUGAACUGGAGUCGCAAUGCGAGGUUGUUCGCGUUUGAGGAGGAUCGCGGUGGGUAUUUGCCCAUUGAGGAGACCGCGAGAGCGUUCUUUGAUACUGGAUUUGAGGGGUGGGUGUCGCUGGAGUUGUUUAGUCGGACGUUGGCGGAGAAGGGGACGGGGGUUGUCACGGAGCAUGCGAGACGUGGGCUGGAGUCGUGGAAGGAGUUGUGUCGGAGGUUGGAGUUUAAGGGGGCGGAGCCGGGACUGGACUUUGUUCCUGGGGAGGUGAAGGUGCAGUCUGUUGCUGUGGGGAGUGCGAAGGCGAAGGUCGAGGAGGAGAUCGGGGCUGUGCAGCAUCGGUUGUAGAUGCUACACUACUGUGUAUAUGUGCUCAUGGUUUGUAUAUAUGAUGUUACUAUUUCGGGUUGGUUUGGCAUGUUUUGUUAUAGAUACA
This is a messenger RNA of Aspergillus neoniger CBS 115656, 1319 nucleotides long. Its product is annotated as sugar phosphate isomerase/epimerase family protein. Lineage: Eukaryota; Fungi; Ascomycota; Eurotiomycetes; Eurotiales; Aspergillaceae. The coding region runs from base 116 to 1231 and encodes 371 amino acids. The record is from RefSeq and is a predicted model, not a curated record. The transcript has a single exon.